AUGGUCCAAUGCUAUUCUUUCACAAUAUCCGCUGCAUACUAUGUUUCCAUUUGCAGAGACGCUCUGUGCAGCAUCGUUAUCUGCAAUGAUGCCUCACUCCGAAGCCAGCCAGUUAUUUAUAACCCAGAUUUUUUUGUGGAGAAACUGCGCCAUGAGAAUCCAGAGGCCUUUACCGAGCUUGUGGUCAGCAACAUCACCCGGUUAAUAGAUCUGCCUGGUACAGAGUUUGCUCAGCUCAUGGGAGAGGUAGACCCCAAACUUCCUGGAUCUAAUGGAGCCUCCACGUCGUUCUUCAGAUCUCUCAACUUCCUUAAACGUAAAGAGAAGGGGAUUGUAUUUGGAGCACCAUUGACAGAAGAAGGCAUUGCACAAAUAUACCAGCUUAUUGAAUACCUACACAAAAAUUUACGCACAGAAGGGUUAUUUCGUAUCCCUGGAAACAGCAAUCGACAGCAGAUUCUGAAGGACGCUCUUAACAGUGGGAUUGAUAUCGACGUGGAGUCUGGCGAAUUUCAUCCCAACGAUGUUGCCACACUGUUAAAAAUGUUUCUUGGAGAAUUACCAGAACCUCUACUGACACACCGGCAUUAUAAUGCUCAUCUGAAAGUUGCAGGCCUUUUGCUUCUUGAUGACAAGGGCAACAGGACAGGAGUACCAGAUAAGGAGAGACAAAUUGAAGCUCUGCAGCUCCUUUUCUUGCUUCUCCCAUCACCAAACCGAAAUCUUCUCAAACUCCUGCUGGAUCUUCUCUAUCAGACUGCAAAAAAGCAAGACCGCAAUAAGAUGUCUGCCCACAAUUUAGCCUUGAUGUUUGCACCUCACAUCAUGUGGCCUAAAAAUCUUACGGCAAACGACCUGCAGGAACAUAUAAUAAAGCUGAAUAAUGGCGUGACGUUCAUGAUUAAGCACUCACAGAAGCUUUUUAAGGCUCCUCCAUAUAUCAGAGAAUACUGCCGGCUGUAUUUCACUGGGGAUAAAGCACCAGCGUCAAAGGACGACUUGGAAUUGUUGUCUGCUCGACCUUCUUCUAGUGACUUACAGUUUCUGAAAUUCCCAAAGCGGAGCAGAUUGGGGUCUUCUCCUUCUUCAACGUCUUCAUCUUCAUCACUCCAGGAAAAAACACAACAGCAUACAGAGGAGGCCUUGAAGGAGCUGUUCCGGCAUGUUCACAGUAUGCCAGAUUCUGCUAAAAAGAAGAGGCUUAUUCGUCAGUUCCACAAGCAUAAUCCUGGAACCCCCAUCUCUAAUUCCAAAGAGCCUUCUGAAAAGAAACACACUCGCUCUCGAUCCUUCAGUGGGAUGAUUAAGCGCAAGGUUUUGGGCGGCCAGGUUGCUUCAGAAAAGAAGAGCAAAACUAUAACCCCUCCGUCAUCAGAUAGGUCGGACUAUGCCAAAGAAAACCUCAAAUAUAUGGCCGUGGAUUCUCCUGCAGUUUAUUUCACGCGGGCAAAGUUAAAGCUUUCAGAGGAAUUGCACAGCAGGAAAGAGGCAUCAACCAAAUCCAAAAGGAGUCAUCUGAUGUCUACGCAAGAGACGUCAAUUUAA
Pelobates fuscus (common spadefoot toad) is the source of this 1545-nucleotide messenger RNA. It is a transcript of the gene ARHGAP19, whose product is annotated as Rho GTPase activating protein 19. The coding region runs from base 1 to 1545 and encodes 514 amino acids. Gene Ontology annotation, cellular component: cytoplasm. NCBI's taxonomy places the organism in Eukaryota, Metazoa, Chordata, Amphibia, Anura, Pelobatidae. The record is from RefSeq and is a predicted model, not a curated record. Gene Ontology annotation, molecular function: GTPase activator activity. Gene Ontology annotation, biological process: regulation of small GTPase mediated signal transduction; signal transduction. The transcript has 11 exons.